AUGUCAGACUUUAAUCAAACUUAAGACACUAAUGGUUAGAAUAAAUCAAGUUUAAUUCCAGAUGAAAGACUUAGAAAUCUUGAUCCUGAAGGAGGCUAUUCUGAUCCAGAUGAGGGUUUUAGAGCUGAACUUACAGCUAUGGUAUCUUAAGCUAAAAUAAAUGUAAAUGCACUUCCUACUAAAUCAUAUCUUGAAGCAACAAUUACUCCAACAGUCAUGAAAGCACUUUAAGAAGUGUGCGAAUGUAGACCAGAUAACCCACUUGAAUUCGUGGCUUAUUACAUUCUAAAGCACAAUCCAAAUAGGAAAACUCCCACUGAGGGUGCACCUGUCCACUUGCAAAGUGAGCUAAUGCCAAAAUAGCAAUGA
Molecule: messenger RNA, 369 nt
Organism: Stylonychia lemnae
Lineage: Eukaryota; Ciliophora; Spirotrichea; Sporadotrichida; Oxytrichidae
Source: the annotation of a GenBank genome assembly